AUGGAGAACCCUCCGUCCAUUUCCCUCGUGGAUAAUACCGUCCCAUCGCAACCCACCGGCGAGAGAGCUACACGGCGCACAUCCACCCUCAAUCAGCGAGGGAGCCUGACGAAACACCUGAGCCGUGUAUCCGUCCAAAGCCAGCUCAAAAAACGGAAAUACGCAAAAUGGCAACCCGAUAGGCUCGGUAUCGCGCCCGAGACAAAUGACUCGCUCAGCCGAGAAUCGUCCCAGGUGCGCGGAGGCUCCAUCUCAGCAAGCUCUACCGGAGAAAGCAGCGGAGGCAGAGAUUUCGAGAUAGCUGACUUUGCUCCAUCGCGAGUCUCGACUAUCAAUGACAGCGGCACUGGCCAGGUGAACGGAACAGAAGAUCAAAUCAACGGCCGCGAGGACACAAACCGGCGCUCGGAAAUGGAUAUUCUUUACGAGAACCAGCGAGGCUGGUUCGUUCUUGGUGUCCCACAUUACUCGCACAGCUCGCUGUUGAACUUUGAUCCCAGCCCCUGGAUGACACAGGAUCGCAGAGCUAGUCCUGUUGAUAUCACGAAUGCCCAGCUGCCUGACCCAAGUUGGGAAUGGACAUGGAAGACAUGGUAUGUUGACAUGUCUGGUGAUACCGAUGAGCAAGGGUGGCAGUACUCUUUUUCGUUUUCGUCGUCUUCGUGGCAUGGUACCCAGCCGUGGUUUCAUUCGUUUGUCCGGAGAAGACGGUGGGUGAGACUACGGACCAAGGCCCUUGCACGGCGGAACCUUGGUCGCUCUAACUUUGAGAACUCACAUUUGCUUACUGAGGACUAUUUUACCAUCCAUUCGUCCAAGGCAAGAAGUCGGGAGCAGAGUACUGCGGGACUGUCCCGGGUAGAAUCUGGAUUCUUGAAUCAUGUGAGCAUGACGGUUGAUGAGGAGCCACAUGUUGAUGAGAUCGGGGAUAUACCCAGUUUGAUGCAUGCUUUGAAAUUAGCUUCCAUUGAUCGAGAGAAAAUUGAUGCGCUGAAGAAAUUCAUUGAGGAUGGAGGCGAGGAACUUUUUUAUCUGAACGACAAGGUGAGCUUCGCGAUUUUCCCUACUCUGUAUGUUGAGACCGGGCUAAAACUCCACUUUGGCGGAUACCAGAUACCAAAAAUAAUGCCCAUGUUCCUCUUCCAGACCUCCCGCUGGCAAUUUAUGACAUAUCUUUCUCGUGUCAUUCGUGAGCUGUCCAAAGCUCCCACCGGUUCUGACAAAGACGCCGAUGCAAUCCAACGCAAGAAAGAUAAUCUCACUCGUGCCGCAGAAUCUUGCAAGCAUCAUAUUACCGGACCGGACGUUUUCAAAGACGAUCAUGGCGAGUCAGGGACGGAACUGUUAGACUUGACUCCGGUAGCCAAGCAUGAUACACUACUGGCUAAGCGACCAGUCUUGGAGGAGCGUGCGAGUUCGGUGAAGCAGAUUUUCAGGGGCAUUCCCAAAGCUGCUGAGAUUGACCAUGAAGGUCACAUUUAUUAA
Penicillium digitatum Pd1 is the source of this 1485-nucleotide messenger RNA. Lineage: Eukaryota; Fungi; Ascomycota; Eurotiomycetes; Eurotiales; Aspergillaceae. The record is from RefSeq and is a predicted model, not a curated record.